Hansenula ciferrii is the source of this 684-nucleotide messenger RNA. Its product is annotated as Translation initiation factor IF-2. NCBI's taxonomy places the organism in Eukaryota, Fungi, Ascomycota, Saccharomycetes, Phaffomycetales, Wickerhamomycetaceae. The transcript has a single exon. Bases 1 to 684 code for a protein of 227 amino acids. The record is from RefSeq and is a predicted model, not a curated record.
AUGGGUGUUAGAAGAUCAAGUUCUAGUAUAGCAAGUUCUUCACCAAGUGGGAAGAAAAGUCAUAAGAAAUUUGAUGAAGAUGAAUUUCAUACAGCUGAUGAACAUUCUGAUUUAGAUCAAGAAGAUCAAGAAGAUCAAGAAGAAGAAGCUAUAGAGGAAGAAGAAGAUGAUAGUGAAGAUGAUAGUGAUAGUGAUAGCGAUGAUGCACCAGAAGAAGAAAGCGUAAGAACGGGUAAACAACAAUAUGAAGAAGAUAGUAAAAAACAAAAAGAAUUAAUAAAACAAGAACAAAAAUUAGCUAAACAGAAAAGGAUUGAACAACAAGAAAGAUUUGCUAAACAACAAGAACUUAGAAAGAUAAAAUUAAAAGAAUUAGAAGAACAAGAUUUAUUGAAACAACAACAAGAACAAAAAAGAUCAAAAGAAAAAGAGAUUAAAGAAUAUAAUAAAUUAAUUGAAGAAGAAUUAAUUCAAAAAGAAUUUGAAAAACAAAUUUCUCAACAAGAAAAAUUAAAUAAUUUAAAAAAAUUUCAUAAAAAACAAAAUGAUGUUAAAAAAUUUAAAGAUAUUGGAUUACAAGUUAAAUCAUUAAAAUCUUUAACUCCUGGUAAAAUUGUUAAAAAUAAUAUAAAUCGUGAUUCUUUAUUAAAUAGACGUAAAAAGAAAUUGAAUAAAAGGGUAUAA